AUAUUCUGUGCUAUUUUGAUUAUUUUAAAAGCUAAUGAGUUCUGUGUUGGAUACUGUGUUCAAGUUAACAUGUCUUCAUAUGAAAUUUAUACUCAAAUGUAUUUUGGAGAUGUAAAGGUUCUUCUUUUUUUAAAUUUGAGGACAGUGGGACAGCUGAACAAUUGAAUGUAGGCAUAUAGUUAGAAACACAUGAGGACUUGCCCAGGUUACUUGGACUUACUGAGUGGAAUUGUCUGCACUAGGGAUGCAAAGACAUUGGUGCAGGCUUCCUAUAGUUUAUUCAGAUAUAACAAGUCUUAUUGAAAAAUGGGUUUAGCACUGCUUAAACAUGGUGGUAUAGCUUUUUAGGGCAAAUACAUGUUCAGAAACAGUAUGGCUGCUUCUUUGUAGUGCAGAGGAACAGCUAAUGAGCUCAGUGUAGUCCAAAUCGGCUGCACUAAAUAUGCUAUCUUAAGUGUUUUUGAACCCUGCCCAUCAGUAGGUAGGUAUCGCUGGUGAGCAGUGUGGAGACACUGGAGUGUCCCUGCAUGGUGAUGGAUCAGGACUGCUGAGGACUGGAUUGUGGACUGUGUUUGUGUGACUACAUGAGUGUUAGGGAUUGGAUUAGGAGUGUGCUUUUGAAGCAAACAUCCCUCUUGUCCCCGUUGUAAUGCAGUCUCUGAGAGUAUUGACUGUAUUCCUGCUGGAUGAAACACAAAAGAUAUUUUCUAGUUGCACACUUAACGUACUGUAGCCCCUAAUGAGCAUUCAGUCUGUGGGACCAGACUAUAGGUGAUCUGAAGCAAAACACUGAAAUACAAAAAGUUAAGAUGUUGGAUAUGUGUCUCUAGCACUAGCUCGCUUGUUUUGCCCCAGUGAUCUGUUUCCAUCAUACCAUGUACCUGAUGUAGACAGGCAGUCCUGGGUUGGUGCUUUACAGAGCCACUUAGGUGUCAGUGCCAUGGGACUCAGUACCCUGAAUUGGAGGAGUUCUUUUAAAUUCAGCCACAGCUGUGCAUGAAUCUGUCCAAACAGGCUGGGCCUAUCUACUGUUAGGUGCAAGCAAAUGAAGUCUUCCAGUACCUGGUUUACUGGGCAGUGUCAGGUCAAAAGAUGGGGGUGACUAUUUCAGAGGUCACAUCCUGUCUAGCAGGAGAGUUCAGAGCUUCUACUAGACUUAAGCUGACUUGACUCUAAAUCAUCUGUGUAAGGAGAGGAAAAUUUUCACAGUGAAAAUUCUGUGAACUUUCAGGCUUUUUGUUCUGUUUAUAUAGUGGUAGAAAAGUUCUUAACCACUCUUUAUAUAGACUCUGAAUCUUUUUGUGACCACAUAAGGAUGGGAAUCAAAGUGGUAGAAACUCAGAUGUGGUUUGCUGCAUGACUUUUAAGGGGAUCACUUUUGACUGAGGCUUGUCACAAAUGUUGGUGAAGAUUGCACAGUGUACCUAGGUAUCCUGUUCACUGUUCUUUGUAGCUGGCAGAUUUUUCCCAGUAUCUCACUUAAAUUACUUUGCUACAAAUUAAACUUUCUUGUAUAACUGGGCACCAGAAACAACUCACUCCCCUGGGGUUCAUGUUACUGCUAUUACUGUUGUCCUUUUUUUUCUGUUAGUCAUUAAUUGUAAUGGGCUUGAGCAGUUUGUUCAAGCCUUCAUGGGAGUUUUGUGUGGAAAUAAUGUGUUGAUUCUCCAGAUGUAAACAAAGUAUUUGCUUUAAAGGGAAAAGGUUUUAUCUUUGCCUUUUUGUAGGUGAGACAGUGAUCAGACAAAGUACUUAACUGAGAGAAAUUGGUGUUUUAAAUUUAGAAUUAUGACGUUUCCUUAACACUUAAUUUAAAGUUGCAGGUUUUUUUUCUUGUCAAGAUAUAAGGCUUCUAAAAGUCUCACUUUCUUCUGCAACUUGUUUUUUUUUUUAUUGAGCAAAUCAGUUUCAUUGUACCCUUUUUGCAGAUCGAAGACUGAUAUAAACAGGGAAAGUGACAGCUUAAUUCUGGGGUCAUUGAGAAAGCCAGUGGAGAGCACUGUUUUCCUAUGUCCCUCUACUGAUCUGAUACAGCAAAUUUAGAAGCCUCUCUUAUUUUGCAUUUUAAAUGUUCUUCUGUACAUCUGUAUGAAAAUUAUCUUCAGUUGCAGGAAAGGCAGUAUUGGUAGCUCUGGCUUUUCCAAUGCUACUGGAGUUCUUGCCGAUUCUUCUGCCACGCCAUUUCUGCUGUCUAUUGGAUAUGGUGCAUUGGCAAGGAAAGUCUGAAGAAAACAAUUGUACCGAUGGUGAGGAAAUAUAUUUUCAAGACAAGAUGCUAACAAAAUUGGAUGAGAUAUUAAAGAAUGAGCCAUGGAAACUUGGAUUCAGCAGGAUGACCUACAGGGAACUGAACCUUUCUUACUGUGAGUCAACGUGGACCGCCUUUUGCCAGUGUGAACAUCUCCUCUGGAAGAUUCCUGACUUGCAGAAGAAUGCAUUAAUUCUGUAUGAUCAGCUCAAGAAACAGUGUAGAGAAAUGGGACACACUUAUGAAGAUCAAGACGAAUUAGCACGUUUUGUGUCUAAAGAUAUGUCCAUUGAGCAUGCUUGGCAAUCUCUUGAAUUUUUGAAAGAUCAGCAUGUAGUGAUUAAAGAGAAAAAAUUAGUGUUUCUGCCUCAUCUUCACAAAUCUGAAAAAGACAUUGCAAUGUAUGUAGGUAACCUUCUAACAAACCCCUCAUGGCAUCUGGAUGUUGAUGCGAGAAAGAUACUUAGCAGUGAGACAUCAAGAGAAAUGGUAGAUAACAAAGUGAACGGUACCCAGGCUCAUGAAAUGGAACGUCUGGACAAUCGUAACUGUGAAAAUCAAUUUCCUGAAAAGGAAGUGGAGUCUGCAUCUGGUACCCAAAGUAAAGCAGAGGUAGACUUAGAUCAGGUGAUUGCUAUGGAAAAGAUUUGUUUUAAUCCUGUCACAAUCAUAAGUGGAAAAGGAGGCUGUGGGAAGAGUACAAUAGUUAGUUGCCUUUUUCGUCACUUAAAGCAGGUGGAAAAAGAAGUGGAAGCUGCUUCUAGGGACUUUGAAGAAGACCUGGAUGCAUCUGAGGAGUGGAAUACCUUUGAUGAUCAUUUGGAGUCAGAGAAUAUAUACACAAAAAAAAUUUUGAAUGUACUAUUUACUGCACCGACAGGGAGGGCUGCAAGCCUUUUGAGUGAAAAAACUAAGCUUCCUGCAUAUACAUUGCAUCAGGUCAUCUAUAGUUUUAGAUCAUGGAGGCAUAGCGAACAAGUACAGCCGUGGAAGUUUUCUACUGUGACGAUUCUGAUUGUGGAUGAAGGAAGUUUGGUGUCUGUUCACAUUCUUAGUUUAGUUUUAAAACUAUUGUUGGAGCAUGCUCAGCUUGCCAAACUUAUUAUUCUAGGUGAUACUAAACAGCUGCCAAGCAUAGACCCGGGAAACUUGUUAGCUGAUAUCUUUGAGGGUCUAAAAUCAAGAGGUUUUUCUGUGGAACUGCGAACUAAUCACAGAGCUGAAUCGCAACUUAUUGUAGAUAAUGCAUCAAGAAUCUCUCAGCGGAAGUUUCCCGAAUUUGAUGAGGUGCUGAAAGUUCCUGGUUGGAAUGAGGAAAUGAAAAUGCCAAGCCCGGAGAAGAAAUUCAUUCUUAUUGCUUUGCCUGCUGGUGGGGGUUGUGAUGGUUUACAAACUGCCAUAAAGACUUUGCUUAAAAAAGGACCAGGAUUGCAGGAUGCCAAACAGUCGCAGUUCAUUGCUUUCAGAAGGCAAGAUUGCGAUCUAAUAAAUGAGGUUUGCUGCCAACACUAUUCAAAUCAUGCAAUCAGGGACCAUAAAAAACGACUUUUAUUUCAAAUUGAUGACAAGAUUACCUGCACAAGGAAUGCAUAUCUUAAGGAUCUCUUGCCAGUCUGUGGUUUCAGAGAGGAUCCUAGUUGCCAUGAAUGCGAAAGUGGAGAACUCCCCCUCACUACAAGGCCUGCUGAGGAUGGCAAGCGACUAUGCAAUGGAGAUAUAUUUUUCAUAACAGGGGAUGUAGAAAUUGAUAAAGAGCGCUUAUUGACCAUCAGCAGCACGUAUGGCUCCACUUUCACUGUGAGGUAUAAGGCAAUGAAGAAGCUCUGUCACAUAAAACAUGCAUGGGCCAGAACUAUUCACACAUUUCAGGGUUCUGAGGAAAAAACGGUUGUCUAUAUGGUUGGCAAUCCUGGCCGUCAGCACUGGCAGCAUGUGUACACAGCCGUGACCAGAGGACGCUGCCGUGUCUAUGUCAUAGCUGAAGAGAUGCACCUUAGGAGAGCAGUCACCAACAGGAACGUGCCCAGAAAAACUCGCUUACAGAGAUUUUUGAGAGAGGCAAUCGCAGAAACAAGCAACUGUCCCAAGCAGGCUUCUCCCCUGACAAAGAGCUGGCAAAGUCAAGAGCUUGCAACUCAGUCUGUUUGUGUAACUCAAGGUGCACCUGACCCAUCUGAACCUCUGACUGACUUGGUUAAACAGGAGGAGUCAGCAGGUCUUAAUGCAGAAGAGCAGAUGGGCAAUUUGCAGCAAAGUCCACAUAAAAGAAAGCAAGGUCUUGCGGAGAAUUCUGAAGAUGCUAUGAAAACACCCUCUACAAAAGUACAAGAUUCUCCACUUGGAUGUUCCAGACUUAAGAAUCUAACUUUGGGACAAUCUCCUAGGAAGCUUUUCAAAAGCUAACAAAUGACUAACUGUCCACAUUAUGAAUGUACCUGUUCAUUCAGGCCUUCUGAAAUGGAGAAGCUUGUUAUGCAGAUGAAUUUCAAAGGCUCUCCUCUGGUAGCACCUUCUGUGAAGAACAUAAGUGAACCACUUAUAUUUUUGGUGAUCUCAUUUUAGUGGGAGAUUCCAUGGUGUGUUAGUCAUUGAAAAUCAUAUCCUUCUUUUGUUUUGGUGAACUUACAGGUUCUACAGGAUCCAGAAGUUCCCUUACAAAAUACACAGGGACUUCUUGGUUUAAAGACCAGCCAUCCAUUCCAAGACUGAUCCAUCUCCUAACGCAACAGCAUUGAUGAGAAGCUGUUACUGAUGUGCUGAAAUUGCAGUUUGCUCUUCAGUCAAAAAGUAGUUUACGAAAGAGACAUCAUGUUUUUCUACAGUGGUAGAAUUAUAGGCACAAAGCUUAAUCUUGUCAGAAAUAGAACAAGAAAGUUGCAGUCAGUGACACUGAAAAUUCUUCCCACUUUGUACUUGAAAGUGAUGUGAAACUGGCGAUUGAUGCACUACCUAAUGGUCAUGUGCCAAUAAUGCUCUUGGUAAAAAAAACAAAUUCCAAGUCAGAGCUCAAAUAACAUUCCAUUUUCACCCUUCUCUGUGUAUUAUGUGACUUAUUGCAUUGUAAUUUUAGAGGUUUAUAGGCUGAAUGUUUGUUCAAACUUCAGGACAAAUUGUGUUACAAUUUUUGACAGCUUGCUUGCUUGCUUUUAACAAUUUUUUUUUUCUUCUUACACACAUGGCUGGUAAAAGUACCACAGCAAGAAACAUGGCAUUGUUUGCUCAAACUGUUGAAAAAAUAUAAAAAUCAGGUAGUAUUUUUCUACUGUAAUGUCUUUAAAUCACUAUUUAUUUCAAGUUAUACAGUUUUUCCAUACAAAUAUUUGCAACAGUUUGAAUUUCAAAAAACGUAACAUAGACG
Molecule: messenger RNA, 5606 nt
Organism: Cuculus canorus (common cuckoo)
Lineage: Eukaryota; Metazoa; Chordata; Aves; Cuculiformes; Cuculidae
Gene: HELB
Product: DNA helicase B
Exons: 12
Coding region: 2144-4651 (835 amino acids)
Source: RefSeq, a predicted model, not a curated record